UUCGGCUUCCGUACUCACUGUGAAGUAAACUUUGUCCAGAGCUGCACGUUUGAUAUGGCAUGUCAGUCACUCUGCAGGUACACUUCUAGACUUACAUUGAACGGAAUGAUAAAAUUACGCGGUAUUGUCCGGAGCGCGUCACGUCAGGCAGAACAAUGUCUGACCGUGAAAAACCGACUUACGCAGCCCAGCGCUGCUUGGAUCACCACCGGACCACAGCAGCAGCACGGGACCUUCUAUGAGUUUCGCACAUAUUACAUCCAGCCACAUCUGAACGCUGCCUUCCUCAAACUGACCAAUGAGAAGAUCCAGCUGCGCACGGCCCACUCGGAGCUCAUUGGAUACUGGACUGUGGAAUACGGGGGUCUCAAUCAGGUGUUCCACAUCUGGAAGUAUGACAGCUAUGCCCAGCGUGCGUCUGUGCGGGCAGCCCUAGCUCAGGACCCCAUCUGGAUUGAGCAGUACAUCUCUAAAGCCAUGCCCAUGCUGAGCUCUCAGGAUAAUGAGGUGACGUACCUCGUACCCUGGAGCAAAAUUCAGAAGCCACCCAAAGAAGGCGGGGUUUUCGAGCUGGCUACUUUCCAGAUGAAGUCGGGGGGUCCGGCCGUGUGGGGCAAGGCGUUUCAGGCAGCAGUGGGCACACAUACGGGAUCAGGAUACGCUCAUUCGGUUGGGGUUUUCCACUCUGAGUUUGGACAGCUCAAUCAAGUGCAUGUGUUAUGGUGGUAUGAGAGUGCUGACCAGCGGGCAUCAGUACGCCACAGAUCUCAUGAAGAUGCCAGAGUGGUGGCGGCAGUAAGGGAAAGUGCUGCAUACCUGGUGGCACAGAAGAACAAACUCAUGUUCCCCUGUUCAUUCUCACCAAUCAAUUAACACUGCCUCAUGCUUUCACUCCAAAAUCAGGGAAACGGAGUGAACGGUCAAAAGUUCUGCAGUAAAUAAGUUAACCACGUGUAAAUCUUGCCAGUACUUUGACAAGUUUUGCUGAUGGUCAAAUAAACGGUGUGAAUCAAACCAAAGGGAUUUGCAUUACAUUGCAUCACAAGCUUUCGCCAGUAUUAGCAUACACUCAAAAAUUGCUUAUUCAAACUACUUGUUUAAAAUAAGCUGAAACAACACAAUUCUUAAGGUGUUUUUUGGGACAAUGUUAUUGUUUUAUGUUCAAUCCACGUAAAUUUGUACAAAUGAUUAAGUAAACUCAAUCAGUUUGUGUUGCGGCAACAUGAAGAAAUUGUUUGGUACCCAGCAUUUAUUACAGUUUAACUUCAAUUCUUUUCUAGAAUGCCAAUAAAAUCAAAUUUGAAAUGGA
This is a messenger RNA of Danio aesculapii, 1309 nucleotides long. It is a transcript of the gene nipsnap3a, whose product is annotated as nipsnap homolog 3A (C. elegans). NCBI's taxonomy places the organism in Eukaryota, Metazoa, Chordata, Actinopteri, Cypriniformes, Danionidae. The coding region runs from base 55 to 873 and encodes 272 amino acids. Gene Ontology annotation, cellular component: mitochondrion. The record is from RefSeq and is a predicted model, not a curated record. The transcript is spliced from 6 exons.